Molecule: messenger RNA, 2296 nt
Organism: Podarcis raffonei (Aeolian wall lizard)
Lineage: Eukaryota; Metazoa; Chordata; Lepidosauria; Squamata; Lacertidae
Gene: STEAP4
Product: STEAP4 metalloreductase
Exons: 5
Coding region: 219-1634 (471 amino acids)
Biological process (GO): copper ion import
Cellular component (GO): endosome; plasma membrane
Molecular function (GO): cupric reductase (NADH) activity; ferric-chelate reductase (NADPH) activity
Source: RefSeq, a predicted model, not a curated record
UCUCUUCCCCCUCCCUUCUCUGCCUCUCCUCUCCAGCUGAUAAAUGUCCAGGAGUAACAAAGCACUUCCUCAUUCUCUUCCAAGGAAAGGGAAGCAUCUGUAGUUCCUCCAGCCAGAUGCUGCCUGCAGCUGCAGCUGUGCUCAGUAAGUGACAAGGAGGGGUGGAAAUACCACAGGCAGCAGAGUGUGGAAGUAGGUGACCAUCGUACCUGUCCAUCAUGGAGAAGAACACUACAAUGAUUCCACUGACUACAGAUGUACCUAACAAGAAGGAGACGGUGUGCAUUUUUGGAACAGGCGAUUUUGCAAGAUCUCUAGGACACAAAAUGAUGCAGUGUGGCUAUGCUAUAGUAUUUGGAAGCCGAGGUGCUCAGACUUCUUCUCUGAUCCCUGAAGGAGCCACAGUCCUUUCUCAUGCAGAAGCUGCAGAAACAUCUGCUGUUAUCAUUUUAGCAGUCCACAGAACACAUUACAGCUUUCUGGAAAACCUAAGGGAAGUUCUCCGUGGGAAAGUGCUAGUGGAUGUGAGCAACAACCUCAAAAUAAACCAGUACCCGGAAUCCAAUGCUGAAUAUCUUGCCCAGCUCCUGCCAGGCAGCAAGGUGGUGAAAGCAUUUAACACUGUGUCAGCCUGGGCUCUGCAGUCAGGUGCUCUGGAUGCAAGCAGACAGGUAUUUGUCUGUGGAGAUGACAGCAAGUCAAAGGAAAAGGUGAUGGAGAUCGUUCGAAGCCUUGGUCUUACUCCAUUGGAUAAAGGGUCUCUCUUAGCAGCAACGGAAAUUGAGAAUUACCCUUUGCAACUUUUCCCAAUGUGGAAAUACCCCAUCUAUCUCUCCCUUGUCCUCAGUGCAUUCAUCUUCUUCUACUGCGUGGUCCGUGAUGUGGUCUAUACUUACUCUAAGAAACAAGUGGACCGUUCCUUUUUUAUUGCCAUCAGCAUCCCAAACCGUGUCUGCCCUGCUGUGGCACUCAUCCUCCUCGCUCUGGUUUACUUGCCUGGGAUCUUUGCUGCUGUCCUCCAGUUAUACAGAGGUACAAAGUACAGACGCUUUCCAGAUUGGCUAGACAAAUGGAUGCUCUGCAGGAAACAGCUUGGCUUGGUAGCCUUGGCUUACGCUUUCCUCCAUGUUUUGUACACACUCGUGAUCCCUAUUCGGGGCUACGUACGAUGGAGGUGGAGCUCUUAUGUCAUUGCACAGGUGUUGAACAACAAAACAGAACCAUUGAACAAUGAAAGAGCCUGGAUGAGUGACUCGUAUGUUUCUUUGGGUAUCUUGGGGUUCUUUCUGUUUGUCCUCCUGGGAAUAACAUCCUUGCCCUCUGUCAGCAACAGUGUCAACUGGAGAGAGUUUCGCUUCGUACAGUCUUAUCUGGGCUACCUGACGCUGGUGUUGUGCACUGCCCAUACACUGGUCUACGGUGGGAAGAGGUUCCUGAAUGCUGGCACCUACCCAUGGUGCCUUCCUUCCGUUUACAUCCUCUCUCUCAUUAUCCCCUGCAUUGUGUUGGCCAUGAAGUUUUUCCUCAUAUUUCCAUGUAUCGAUCGGCCGUUAACUGAUAUUCGACAGGGCUGGGAAAGAACACCCAAAGGCAUAAGCCAGACAAACAGCAGCCACUGCAGGUCAGCUGUAUAAGCUCUUAGCAAAUGUACAGUUUCAACACACAUAUCUGCAAUAGCAAAAAAGAGAAGUGCAAGCAAUUUAUAUGCAUCGAAAAUAAGCUCAAAAAUUAUGUGUUCCAUUAUUACUCUGCAAUGUAAGGCCCAGCAACUCUCAGCGGAAACUGGUGAAUAUUCAUCUAAGGUGUUUGGAGGACAAGUGCACCCUCCUUUUCUGGAUUUGAGACUGAAGGAAGCCAUUAUCGUCUUUGCCCUAUCGCCUCUGUGCAAGAGGAGCCCAACAUGCAGUGGGCCACAUCUGAGAAUAUGAAUUACACUGAUGAUGAAUAAGUUUAUGGCAGCACUCCCAAACCAGAUUCCCUUCAGAUGUUUUGCACUAGUUCCCAUCAUCCCUGAUGACUGAUCAGUUCAGAACAUUUGGAGGACAUUAAGUUGGGAAAGGCUGGUCUAUAGAGCAAUAAUAAAUUUGAACUAUGGCUUUUGGUCUUACUCUGUGCCUUUUCAGAUUUAUGUUCUCUUUCAAAUUUGAGCAGCACUUUAAAGGUUCCUAAAUUGACUAUGCUUUCCUAGGCCAUGUAUACUGUGUACACACCUGCAAUUUCCUCUCAUUGUGAUGGAAGGUGUUCAUGACUUUGUGGAGAAUGUGUUGAUAGUCAAACACAAUGGAUUCCCUCCCCC